This is a messenger RNA of Cajanus cajan (pigeon pea), 1682 nucleotides long. RefSeq names its product OVARIAN TUMOR DOMAIN-containing deubiquitinating enzyme 12. Gene Ontology annotation, molecular function: cysteine-type deubiquitinase activity. The record is from RefSeq and is a predicted model, not a curated record. Gene Ontology annotation, biological process: protein deubiquitination. Lineage: Eukaryota; Viridiplantae; Streptophyta; Magnoliopsida; Fabales; Fabaceae.
AAAUAAAAAAAACAACGAUGCGGAAAUACGAUUAACGCAACCUAAGAAAGUGUUCGACCUUUAACGGUGUGGCAAACCGUAUAUAAACGCGUGAAUUGAAGUGCGUUUUUGUUUUUAUUUAAUUUCUAUUUUUUCUCACUUCGUAUCAUAAAUAUUCAUUCAAUUCAAUGCAUCCAUAGUCGUCAUCUAUUGCGAUUGUACCUUCCCAAUGUGAAUAGUGAUUUCUUCUCAACAACCCUUUUUAUUAUUCUUCUUUGCGAAGCUCUUAAUUCAGUGGACGUUGAAUCGAAGGUGGACUCUUUCUGGUUUGGAGUCAUUUCAACUUUUGAAGAAGGUUUUUGGUUCCUUGUCAUGAUUAAUUUUUAGAGAUGGUUUUAUAUGAGCAUUCAGAUGUAUUUCAGUGGGGUCUUAAUCUUCUUGAGGGUGACCCUGCUUAUAAUCCUGGAUAUUAUGGUAACAUAAUUCAGCAUGAUACUGGUGACAUCUAUAAUGGAGACUACUUCCAUAACCAUUAUGAUAAUGAAUGUAACCAAAUAGAGAAUGAUGAGAUCAUUGCCCGUACACUUCAAGAGGAGUUUUCACAGCUGGACAUUGCUGAACCUACAGGAUACUUACAGGCAGGUGAAGAACAGUUCCAUGUUUCUGAGACCGAGCAUACAUAUGAUAAUGGUUGGCAAAACUCUUCAAUGAUGCACUAUUGUUCAGGAGGUCACGAUUAUGUCCAAGAAGGAACUGGUGAUGAAGAACCCUCUAGUUCAUGUUCUAGUCCUGGUGAAACGGAGGAAUAUUCAUUAGAGAUUACUGACAAUUAUCCACUUGAUGAUGAAGUUGGGAGGAAAUUGAGUCAAAUGAUACCAAUUCCUCAUGUUCCAAAAAUUAAUGGUGAAAUUCCUUCAAUUGAUGAAGCAACUUCAGAUCAUCAAAGGCUGCUGGAUAGAUUGCAGUUAUAUGACUUUGUGGAGCACAGAGUACAAGGUGAUGGUAAUUGUCAGUUCCGGGCACUAUCUGAUCAAUUGUAUAACGCACCUGAUCAACACAAGUUUGUGAGACGACAAGUUGUCAAUCAGCUCAAAUCUAAUCCAGAGAUUUAUGAUGCAUAUGUUCCGAUGGAAUAUGAUGACUAUUUGAACAAGAUGUCCAAGAGUGGAGAAUGGGGUGAUCAUGUCACUCUCCAAGCUGCUGCAGAUUCGUAUGGUGUGAGAAUAUUUGUGAUGACUUCUUUCAAGGACACCUGUUGCAUAGAGAUACUUCCUCAUUUUGAGAAGCCAAAAGGAGUGAUUUUCUUGAGUUUUUGGGCAGAGGUGCAUUACAACUCCAUUUAUCCCCAAGGAGAUAUAGCUUCGAGUGAGUCUAGAAAGAAGAAAAGGUGGUGGAGCUUUGGCAGCAAGCAUUAGAGUCUUAGCUGGCCUAGUGGGCACACACCCAUUUUGAACCUCUACAAUUUUCCUUCUUCAGGAUUCAGGAAUUAAUGAAUUUAUAUUAUAUCCCCAUAUUUUAGCUGGUCAUUUUUUUUAUAGUUAAUUUCAUUCACCCCUUUUUAUUAAUUACAGUCAUAAAUCUGGGUCUCCCACACACACUUGCAUCCCAGUGACAUUUCGGAUGCCUUGUGGAACAAACCAAAUUUUAUUUUAUACACAAUAAAGGAUUAAACAUUAAAGUAGGUAAGAUGCAUGGUUGCUUUA